AUUACUAGAGGAGUGUCCUGUGAGAAGUCUGUGGUGCGAUGUGACAACACUUUUAUAUACAGUCUAUGGACAACACAUAGCCUAUUAAAGCUGAAACUGAAUCAGACUGAACAGAAUGGAAUUGGCUACAGUCAAUAAAAAUGAGUUCACAACUGGUGAUGACAUCACACUAUCCGGUCACCUCUCUCCUGAAACCAGUGCUAUUACCAUGGCGAUCAGGUGGUUCAGGGGGACUGACUGUAUCUACCUGUAUGAGAACGGCCACGUAACAGUGAGGGAGGACUAUGAGGGCAGAGUGAGUCUGAACACUCAGAAACUGCAGAGAGGAGACGUGUCUCUCAGACUGAGGGAGAGCAGAGAGUCUGAUACGGGACGAUACGGAUGCCAGGUCAUCAGUGGAGGACUCAUGGUGGGGACACAUAUAGAACUGCGCUGUGAUGGAAGAAGAGGAGUGAUCUACAAUAAGCAGAGCACCACAACUGAUUCGAUCAGGUUAAAAAUGGAUGAAUCUGUGAGAGCUCUUGUCUGUCAGAGAGAGGAAUUGGAAAAACGACUGAAUAGCAAAAAGAUGGAGGACAAUGAACAUCAAGAGGGGAUGUUCAGCAAAAGAACAGACUCUGUGAAUAAAAAAAAUAACACAAACCAACUGGAAGAAAUGAUGAAAGAAUUCAAUCAAAUCAAAGAACACAUGACUAAACAAGAGAGAGAGAGAGAGAUGCUAAGACAGUAUAUGGCUAGUGAAGUGGAGAACCGUAAGCGACAGGUGCAGUACCUGGAGAAGGAACUGCAGGGCAAGAACAGCCAACUACAGGACCUGAGAACCCAACUGCAAGAACAUGAGAAGGAGCUGGAGGAGAGAAACAAACAGCUGGAGAAGAAAGACAAACAACUAGAAGAGAUCAAUGUAAAAUUGAAGGAGAUGGAUGUGAAAGUCAGAGGAAAUCACUUACUGCCCCCUGCUGUAACAGGAUGGCGCUCCGAACCAGUCUCUCUCUGUGCUGGGAUCCUUGAUCAAGGUCACAUUUGGAAAAGUUGGAGCAUGGUUGAACCUCUUAGCUUUGGAGGAGAGAGCCCUGGUCCAGCCCCCCGAGUGUCUCGAACUGCUGUGUCUGAGCUGAGGCUGGUGCUGCUGGGGGGGAGUGCAGCUGGGAAGAGGGCAGCUGGAAACACCAUCCUGGGCACACACACACUCACACACACAUCCACAGAGACCCAGCACAGUGAGAGCAGACAGGGGCAGGUGGCUGGGAGACGGGUGACCGUGGUGGACACUACAGACUGGUUCUGCAGUGGACUCUCUGAGAAGGACAUGAGACAGGAAGUGGGGCUUUGUGUCCGUCUGUCUGCUCCAGGACCUCACGCCUUCCUCCUGGUGAUUCCAGUGGAGUCGUCUGAAGAGGAGGAGAAGAGGAUUCUGGAGAAGAUGGAGGAUAUUUUUGGGGAGAGCUGUUGGGGACACACACUGAUCCUCUUCACCCAUGCUGAGGGGCUGAGAGAGAGGAGUGUGGAGGAGUUGCUCCAGACAGGGAGCCAGGAGCUCCAGCAGCUGGUAGAGAAAUGUGGGAACAGGUGUCACCUUCUCAACGUUAAGGACACACCUGAUGACACACAGAUCACACAGCUGCUAGAGAAGAUAGAAGAGAUGGUGUCAGGAAACAGAGAGAGAUUCUACAGCAGGGUGAUUUACCAGGAGGCAGAGAAACAGCUCAAAGAAAUAGAGAAACGGAUGCAGAAAGAGCAAGAGGUGGAGGAGAGGGAACUAAUAGAGGAGAGACAGAAGAGAAAGGAACUUGAUGAACGCAUCCAGUCUCUGAGAAAGAUGGAGGGAGAGAUUCAGCAGCAUAAAGUUGAAAUGAGAAAGAUUGAUCUAAGAGCAACAGAACUGGAGAGAAAGAUGACAGAUGAAAAUAAUGAGGAGAAUAAAGGAGAGGUGGAGAGAAAAUUAAAGCAUGAGAUUUCACUGAGAGAGGAGAUGGAGAUUAAACUAAACAGUUUGACAGAAAAGUGGGAGAAGGACAGGCAAGAGAUGAAGGACAGACACAAAGAGGAGAUUGAAGAGUUGAGAGAGAGAUAUGAGAGAGAGGCCAGUACUGAAGCAGAAAUAAACCUCAUGAAGAUCAUCCUAACAGCCUGGCAAAGACAUAAUCGCAUCAUCCAACUAAAGAUGGAAGCGGAAUUCAACAGACUUAAAGAGCAGAGUACUGAUGUGAUCGUGCUUUGGGAGCUCAGAGAGAGGGUUGCAACGUUGGAGAAACGGUCACAUAGAGAGGAAAAUGAGCAGAAAAGAACAAAUGAGGUAGACAUACUUUUACAAGAGCAAAAGAGAGAGAUGGAGAGAAUGAAACAGAUAUUGGAGGAAAAAGACAGAGAAAUGGAGAGAAUGAGACUCAAACCUAGGAGAGAGAGAAGUCUAACAGAGAACGAGCAACUGAAACAGAUUACUGUAAAGAUGAACAGAGAGGUGGAGAAGCUGAGGCAGGACGUCAACAAUCUGAGCCACACACAGUCUCUGCUGAGUGAAGUGUGUGAGAGCGACUGAGAAUUAGAAUCCUUAGAGUGAGAGCACCAACAUGACGAUGGACUUGCUGAGAUGAAAUCAAGCCACAAGUCCGAAGUGCACAUCACCUGGAGAUAUACUGUAUGCCUAUACAAUUGAGAUAUGAGUGAAUAUGGAAGCACAUUGUUCUCAUGACUGUUUGUUGUCAAUUGCUAAAGUGCUCUACACCCCGGAGGUCAACAACGAUCAGUCAGUAGUGGGUGCCAGAUCCGUGAGAAGUCGUAGCCGUUAUUGAGCCACAUUGUUUUCCCCACUACCUUCACCAUCUGCCUGAUAUGCUUACUGCUGGACGAUAGAGAGCCAGUUGAAUGAAAAUCAUGUCUAUGUAACCUGCGUUGUGUGGAACCACCGCGGUCCAGCCCUGCACACGCCCGGACUCGAACCCGCGAGACAGCAGCACCACGGAUCGGGAGUCGAGCGCGCUAACAAUCCAGCUAAAAGCCCAGGCUACUGCCAGCAGCGCUCUUGAAGCGUCGGGGAGUGAGGUUUACUAACGUUCUACAGCAUAGCUAACCAGCUAGCACCCGUUACACUCACCCCCCUAAACCUCACUCCCGAUCCGGGUCACGGCACCAGUGUAACGACCCUCGUUCUCAGGCGUCGGUUGUGAUGAUUAAA
This is a messenger RNA of Sardina pilchardus (European sardine), 3175 nucleotides long. Its product is annotated as trichohyalin-like. The transcript has 8 exons. Gene Ontology annotation, molecular function: GTP binding. Lineage: Eukaryota; Metazoa; Chordata; Actinopteri; Clupeiformes; Clupeidae. The coding region runs from base 116 to 2539 and encodes 807 amino acids. The record is from RefSeq and is a predicted model, not a curated record.